Messenger RNA from Scheffersomyces amazonensis, 1748 nucleotides. It is a transcript of the gene JEN1, whose product is annotated as Jen1p. Gene Ontology annotation, biological process: plasma membrane lactate transport. The record is from RefSeq and is a predicted model, not a curated record. The transcript has a single exon. Lineage: Eukaryota; Fungi; Ascomycota; Pichiomycetes; Serinales; Debaryomycetaceae. Gene Ontology annotation, cellular component: membrane. Bases 138 to 1748 code for a protein of 536 amino acids. Gene Ontology annotation, molecular function: secondary active monocarboxylate transmembrane transporter activity.
GUAAUGUGUAGAUGCUUUGGAUUAACCCACCCUCAUCUCCAAUCUAUAAUCUAAUUAUAGUUCUAUAUAAAUAAUAAUUUAAUUCUUACAAUUUCAUGUAAUCAGAUCUCUUUCUCUGACUUUAAAUCAACAAAAUAAUGGCUGAGAAAAAGGAACAAUAUUCCCAGGACGUGGUGUCCGAAUCAUCUUACAGAGAUGAAGAUGAAAGAAUCAAACAUGAUAUUUUCAAUGAGAAACCAGAUUUAUCAAAAGAAGGUAUAUGGAGAUAUUCCACUACUAGAUUAUCUACUUUACUUGAUAUUCCUGUAAAUAAAUCUGAACAAAGGUGGUAUGAAAUUAUUAACCCAUUACCAGCAUUGAGAAAGAUGAAUAGUAUGGAUUAUACAUUUUACUUCUUAGGAUUUUUAGCAUGGAGUGUCGAUGCUAUGGAUUUCUUUUGUGUUUCAGUUAGUGCUCCUGAUAUUGCUAAAAGUUUAAAUGUUAGUGUCACUAAAAUUACUUGGGGGAUUACGUUAGUAUUAAUGUUCAGAUCUGUUGGCGCUGCUAUUUUUGGUGUUGUUAGUGAUUAUUAUGGUAGAAAAAAACCAUAUAUGGUAAUUUGUUUCUUAUUUGUAGUGAUUGAAAUUAGUACAGGAUUUGUUAAAACAUAUGGUCAAUUCUUAGGGGUUAGAUCGAUCUUUGGGAUUCUAAUGGGAGCAAUGUAUCCUAUUGCGAGUGUUACAUCCUUAGAAAACCAACCUGAUGAAGCUAAAGCUGUUCUUUCAGGAUUAUUCUUACCAGGAUAUAACUUAGGUUAUAUCUUUGCUAUGAUCUUUUAUAGGGCAUUUCAAAAUACUUAUAAAGAAGGUGAAGGUUGGAGAUCUUUAUUUUGGUUUUCUGCUGGUCCAGCCGUUUUGUUAAUAAUUUGGAGAGCUUUUGUUCCUGAAUCAGAAGCUUUCUUAAGAUUACAAAAGAGUAAAGCUUUCCUUAAAAAACAUGAUCAACAAUUCAAAAAACAUAAAUUUGAUAUGAGUAUUCUUAUUACUAUUAGAACUGAAUGGUUAUUAUUUGCUUACCUUGUUUUUUUGAUGGGUGUUUUUAAUUUCUCUACUCAUGGAUCCCAAGAUUUAUAUGUUACUAUGCUUACAAAUCAAUAUGGUGUUGAUCUUAAUCUCAAGACUGUUAUUAUUGUGGUAUGUAAUUUAGGUGGUAUAGCUGGUGGUAUUGUCAUUGGACAAUUAAGUGAACUUUAUGGUAGAAGAUUAACUAUAAUAAUCAGUACUAUUUUAGCAGGGGCAUUCCUUUAUCCAUCAUUCUUUAAUUCUAAACAAAAUUAUCCAGCUUAUUUCUUUUUGAAUUUCUUUGUUAUGGGAAACUUUGGAGUAGUUCCUAUUCAUUUACUUGAAUUAGUUAAUGCUACUCAUCGUACAUUUUUAAGUGGUGUUUGUUAUCAAUUAGGUAAUCUUGCAUCAUCAGCUGCUAGUACUAUUGAAGCUAAAUUAGGUGAACAAUUUCCAUUAGAUAAUGGUAAACCAGGAGCUUAUAAUUAUGGUAAAGUUAUGUGUAUUUUUUCUGGAGCUAUUUUUGCAUCUUUAGUAGUUGCAGUUCUUAUUGGACCAGAAAAUUUCCAUCGUGAUUUAACUAUUCAUUCUGAAGUUAUUGAAGCUCCAAUUGAAGAAUAUUCCGAAAAAACUGAUAUUCCCCUGAGUGAGAAGCUGAAGCCAGAGGUUGAGCUUAGAGAAAUUGCUGAAGUGGAAAACAAAGUUUAA